GGUGGUAUACGUGUGAUUUUGUACAUUUGAUAUUUGGUUUGAUAUUUAACAAAGUGUUUAUAAUAAAAAGACGUAUUUUUGAUUAAUUAAAUAAUUUUACUCUAUCAUGUCUGUAAUUCGUAGAAAAAGGAAUUAUAGACCAAUUAUUUCAUCGACAGAGGAAUCUAGCAAUGAGAUAAUUUUUGGUACAUAUGAUAAAAAUAGUUCUUUAAGAGAAAAUUCAACUAAUGUCAAUUCUGUGUUGCAAAAUUGUAGUAGUAAAAAAUAUAUGGAUACGUAUAAAAGUAAUAUAAAAAGGAAGGAUAAUACUGAUAAUCAAAAAAGAUGUAUAUAUUUAACAAGUGACAGUGAUUUAGAUAAUUCUGAUAAUGAUAACAGAGCUACAAAAAAAAAAAUAAAACUCACUCAAAAUAAAAAGCAGACUAUUAUAGAUUAUGAUUCAGUUGAUACUUCUUCCAAUUCAUCUAUAUCUGGAAUCCAAAAUAAAACAACGUAUCUAAGAACAAAUAAUGGUAAUAAGAAAAGAUGCAAUAUUGUUGAAGAAAUAAGGUUUGUUAGAAAAGAUAAUGUUUCUGAUAGACAAAAUUACCAUAACUCACAUUUAACUGGAACUAAUACUUCUGUAUUACAAAAUAGACAAGAGAAACAGAGUGUUGAAAAUUUUAAACCUCGUAUUGAAAAUGUGAUAGAAGGUUUAAAAUAUAAGUUUUCAAAGUAUAAAUUUCAUAUAAGACAAAUACAGUCGAAAUAUAUUACAGGAAAUAUAGUAACAUUGCAGAAUGCUGAAGAUAUUGUAUUCAUUUUCAGUAGUAUUAUCAGCAAAUUAAAGGAAGAAUUAACUGAACAACAAAAAAUUUUAGAAAACUCUUAUCUUAAGUGGGCCAUGAAAUCUAAUUUAAAUGAACAAAGUAGCUGUAGUAUUAAUAAUGAAGAUAUGGAGAUAGAAAGUGAAAUUAGUUUUAAUGAUGAUGAUAUGGAAAUGAUGGAAGUAAGUUUGCAAAACAAUAAUGAAAUAUUUUCAGAAAAUACUCAUAGAAAACAAUCAUCAGACAUAACUAAAAGGUUAGAAAAAAAUGUUUGGGAAAGUAAUAAAAACACUAAAUUUUGGCAGAAUAUUAGAAGUAAUAACAAUAGAGAUAAUGAAAUAUCGUUGAAAACAAAGGAUAGCAUUGUGGAAACAAAUCAGACUUUAAUUACUCAAGCUGAUAACAGGAAUAGUUUACAAAGCAAGAAAAACAUAUUAUCUGUUUUAAGUGAUUUAAAAGAAAUUAACAUUGUAAAAGUACCAAAAACAAAUUCUACAGUGAAUAAAAAAAAUACACGUACUAUAUCAAAAAGAGAAUCAUUGAGUCAAAAUGUUACAAAUACAUUGAAACAACCAGUUAAUAGUAAACAAAAUAAAUCAAUGAAAAAAGAAAUAAUAGAUAACAAUAGUGAUAUAUGUAGUACAUGUAGCACAGUGGCUUUGUAUAGUCCACAACACAAGCAUAUUCUAUUAUCUAACGUUGACAAACAGACAAAUAAGUUAGUAAAUAUAAAUGAAGAUGUGAAUUCAGAUGAUUCCGAAAGUUUCAUUUUGGAACCUGCCACGUUAGAUAACAAAAUUCUUGCAAAAUCAAAUUCACAAGAAACUGUUAUCAUUCCAUCUAAUGAAAACAACAAUUUUAACAUACAACAUAGAAAAACUAAAAAUAACCGUAAUUCUAAAAUAAUAUCAAAGGUACCUGUUGCUCUUUCAAAUAAUAAUGAUUCAGUUCUCCAGAAACAAUUAAACUCUGUUUCAUAUACAAAUAAAAGUUUAAAUAAAAAAUACCAGGCCAGUGCUACUCGUAGCACUUAUAAAGACAUUGAUUCCAACAAAGAAUUAAUAAAUCAGGAAGAUCUUGGAAAGAAUAUUGUAGACAAAAAACUAGGAUUAAUUUGCCAAGUUGUAAUAAAUAAGUACAAACAGUAAUUAAGUUAGUAUUGAUAAUUGAGUUAGUAAUACUGAUAUUGAGAUUUUUUUUCUGUUUGUAAUUGUUUCUAUCUCUAAUUCUCAGUUAGCAUUGUUGUAACAUAAUUGCAAUGAUAGUUUGUAUUAAGAAAUACAUAUGUUAAUUUGUGUAUUCUAUAGUUUAUACAGCCUUAACUGUAGUUAUAUAAAAAGAUGAUUAACUUGAAGUACGAAUUUAGUUUAAUUGUAUUAUUAAUAUGAUAAUAAUAAACAAACAUUUUUAUAAACGGACGAAUUUUAAUAAUAAGAUCUAUAUAAUAAAUUUAUACUUUUGUGCUAAUUAUAAGUAGUUUCAUAAAAAAAUGUCAUCUAUUGAUUACCUAAAUUAGUCAGUUUUUUUUUACGAGUUUUAUUAUAAUAAAAUUUUUUUGAAAUUUUUAUGUAGCUAAUAGUCGUAAUGGUAUAGCAUCGUCUUUAUAUUCAAUAUAAAAUUUUAUUGGAAAAAGUUUAGGGACGUAGAGGUUGGUUUAACGGCUUUAUUCUUUUCUGUACUAAGUAUAUAUCAAACUGAUUUUUCAAAUAUUUUCAAAUCUCAAUUGAUCGCUAACAAUGCAAAUUUCUCGAUAAUUCUGUGAUUCUUCAAAAAAUAAAGUAAUUUCGUUGGUUAAUCUAAAUAACCACUAUCAUAUUAUUUAUAAAUAAAUGUAAAGUUUUAUUUAAGCCUCGAAAUUUCCUUUAUUUGCGAAUAAAGCCCUUACAAAAUACUCUUUGUUCGUCGUUAUAUCAAACAACUUUUUUAAAACUGUUUCUUUUGAAUAUCUUUAACUUUUUAUGAAAUAUUCUAACAAGUAUAGUAAAAAACCUCUUGUGUGUGUGUGUGUGUGUAUCGUUGAGUAUUUAUCAAAGGACGGGCAAUAUAAGCGCUUUCAUGAGACAUUAAAAUUAUUUAUAAAGCUAUUAAAAUUUUAUUAUUAUUGUUAUCAUAGGUAUACGAAGACAAGUUGCCAAUUUUGCCCAGAUUAUUUCGAUAUGAUAUCUUAAGAUCUUAAAGUCAUUUGAACUUUAAGUUACCUGAACACUAAUCGAGAAUUUGCCUAGAGGAGCAUUUUCCCUCACUCGCAUAACUGGUGGUUAGACUUCUAAAUUGUUUCGUAAAAUUAUGUUACUAUAAUAUAUAUAGUACAGCAGUGCAAUACAAA
Molecule: messenger RNA, 3132 nt
Organism: Frieseomelitta varia
Lineage: Eukaryota; Metazoa; Arthropoda; Insecta; Hymenoptera; Apidae
Product: probable serine/threonine-protein kinase DDB_G0283337
Exons: 2
Coding region: 107-1954 (615 amino acids)
Source: RefSeq, a predicted model, not a curated record